Molecule: messenger RNA, 1437 nt
Organism: Prunus armeniaca (apricot)
Lineage: Eukaryota; Viridiplantae; Streptophyta; Magnoliopsida; Rosales; Rosaceae
Source: the annotation of a GenBank genome assembly
AUGGGAUUAGGCCCUGAUGCUUUUCAUGCUGGAGCUUGGAAUGUGGGAAAAUCAAAGGGAAAGAAAAAGAAAGAUGAUGAAGAUGAAAUGACAGGGUGUUGGAUGAAGUUUAGGCUCAUGGGAGGAUGCGUGUCUUCAAGGACCAAAGUGGAUAGCUCUACAAGUGGAACUAGCACACAAGAUGCGGAAAGUAAAUGUACAAAUGACUCCAUCAAAGACCAGCCAGCUGCUCCAGUUGCUUCGUCUUCAACCACUAGCAACACAGAAAGCACCCUGUCCACUCCCAAGGCAGCUGAGGAGCUGAAAGUUGCUUCUCAGCUUCGAAAAUUCACCUUUGAUGAGCUUAAGUCAGUGACAAAGAAUUUUAGACCUGUGAAUCUUUUGGGCGAGGGUGGAUUUGGUUGUGUAUUCAAAGGCUGGAUCGACGAAAAUGGAACUGCUCCAGUAAAACCUGGAACUGGGCUUGCGGUUGCUGUAAAGACUCUGAACCAUGAUGGACUUCAAGGUCAUAAAGAAUGGCUGGCUGAAGUUAUUUAUCUUGGUGACCUACUUCAUCCUAAUUUAGUCAAACUAUAUGGCUAUUGCAUUGAGGAUGAUCAAAGAUUACUUGUGUAUGAGUUUAUGCCUCGGGGAAGCUUGGAGAAUCACCUCUUUAGAAGGUCCUUGCCGCUUCCUUGGUCUAUCCGAAUGAAAAUAGCUCUUGGUGCUGCAAAGGGUCUUGCCUUUCUUCACGAGGAAGCUGAAAGGCCAGUGAUUUAUCGAGAUUUUAAAACAUCUAAUAUAUUGUUGGAUGCGGAUUACAACGCCAAGCUUUCUGAUUUUGGCCUCGCUAAAGAUGCUCCAGAGGGAGAUAAAACUCAUGUCUCCACCCGAGUGAUGGGCACUUAUGGUUAUGCAGCCCCUGAGUAUGUUAUGACAGGACAUCUUACUUCGAAAAGUGAUGUAUACAGCUUCGGGGUGGUUCUGCUCGAAAUGCUGGUUGGUCGAAGAUCAAUGGACAAAAACCGACCCAAUGGAGAGGUUAACUUGGUUGAGUGGGCACGCCCACACCUUGGAGAUAGACGAAGAUUCUAUCGACUAGUAGAUCCUCGACUUGAAGGCCGCUUCUCAAUCAAAGGUGCCCAGAAGGCACUUCAGUUGGCUGCCCGUUGUCUUAGUCGUGAUCCCAAGGCUAGACCAAUGAUGAGUGAAGUUGUUGAAGUGCUGAAGCCUCUACCCACUCUCAAGGAUAUGGCAUCUUCCUCAUCUUACUUCCAAGCCUUGCAAGUAGAGCGGCCUGGCUCCAAUCCAAAUUCUCGGAAUGGCAGUAGAGGGCAGGCUGGGGUUUCAAGGAAUGGACAACCAACUAGAAGCCGGUCCAUGCCAAAUGGUCCGCAUGCCUCACCAUAUCACCUUAACCAUCCUCACCGAUCACCCAAACCUAUCGCUCAAUCGUAA